This is a messenger RNA of Triticum turgidum subsp. durum (durum wheat), 903 nucleotides long. The record is from the annotation of a GenBank genome assembly. Lineage: Eukaryota; Viridiplantae; Streptophyta; Magnoliopsida; Poales; Poaceae.
AUGGCCGCGCUCGUCGGCGACGCCGCCUACUGGCUGGCGGAGCACCCGGACAUCGUGGGCUUCCGCUGGAGCCCCUCGGGCCUCUGGUUCUCCACCUGGGCCUUCCUCCUCGGCUUCCUGGCCACCUACGUGUCCCUCUGCCUCGCCGCCGACGCGCUCCUCCGCCGCCGGAAGCAGCCGCUCCCCCUGGGGCCCCUCCCGGCCGCGCACGCGCUCCUCAUGGCCGCCGUCUCGGCCGCCAUCUUCGCCGGCACGCUGCUGUCGGCGGUGGCGGAGAUACGGGACACGCGGUGGUCGUGGCGGGGCCGGAGCCGGACCACGCCGCUCCGCUGGCUCCUAUGCUUCCCGCCGGGGACCCGCUCGUCGGGCCGCGUCUUCUUCUGGUCCUACGCCUACUACCUCUCCCGGUACCUCCACGCGGCGCGCGGCGUGUUCGCGGUGCUCAGGCGCCGGCGCGGGGCGGCCGCCCGGGCGUUGGCGCACGCGGCCUCCGUCGCCAUGGCGUUCCUGUGGCUCGAGUUCUCGCAGUCGUUCCAGGUGCUGGCCAUCCUCGCGUCCACGCUCGCCCACGCCGUCGCCUUCGGGUUCCGCUUCUGGGUCGACAGCGCGGGGCUCCCGGCGGCGCGCGCCGCGCGGAGCGGGUCGCUGGCCUGCCAGCUCGGGCUGCUGGGGUGCAACCUGGUGUGCCACGCGGGGGUGGUGUGGAUGCACUUCGGCGGGGCGAUGGCCGGCGGGUGCAGCGGCAUCGGGGCGUGGGUGGUCAACACGCUGCUCAACGCCGCCCUGCUCUGGGUGUUCCUGCACUGCUACGGCACGCGCGGCGUCUGCGACGACGACGGCGUAACCGCCGCCGCCGCCACCGCCACGGUGAGCCUGAAGAAGAAGAAGAAGAAGGGGAUGUGA